AUGGAAGAGUUUCUGAUGAAGGGGUAUUACAAAACACCAAGUUUUGAUUGGAUCAUGCUGAUUGGAGCGUGUAUGGCGUUUCUACAAGACGAUGAUAACCCCGAAAUAAAUAUUGAAGACUUACAAGACCUAGAGGAAUUUCUCACCCCUGAAGUUCCUGAUAACUCUAACAAGAUAAAAAUAAUUUAG
Molecule: messenger RNA, 189 nt
Organism: Acanthoscelides obtectus
Lineage: Eukaryota; Metazoa; Arthropoda; Insecta; Coleoptera; Chrysomelidae
Source: the annotation of a GenBank genome assembly